Molecule: messenger RNA, 6372 nt
Organism: Cyprinodon variegatus (sheepshead minnow)
Lineage: Eukaryota; Metazoa; Chordata; Actinopteri; Cyprinodontiformes; Cyprinodontidae
Gene: bicc1
Product: BicC family RNA binding protein 1
Exons: 21
Coding region: 342-3257 (971 amino acids)
Cellular component (GO): cytoplasm
Molecular function (GO): protein binding; RNA binding
Source: RefSeq, a predicted model, not a curated record
ACGUGAAACUUUGCCGAGGAGCUGUUUGGUAUGUGUGCUGGUAGUGGCUCCGUUAACUCUGCAGACUGACCAACUUCAGAGAGAGGCUCACUGCGCUGCUGUUGCCUAUUUUUAGAAAUCUGUCCAAUGGAGGAAAAACGAAGGGACUUAAAGUAACCAGGGAGGAAAAAUUAUAUUACAAAAAAAAAAAAAAAAAAUCCUGACUGCCUCAGAAUGAGCACACACAAAGCCUCGGAGUAAGGGAAUUCAACAACCUAACAGACGGCUGUUUUUUCUAUUUAUUUAACUCUACUUUAAAAGUCAAAUUGCUGUGGCCCCUGGAGAAAGUUGCGCGCUGCGCCAUGGCUGCCCAGUGCGACCCUCUGAGCGGAUACUUGCAGCAGCAGCAGCAGCAGCAGUCAGACCAGGGCUCCAACAGCGAGCGCAGCACCGACUCCCCACUCCCCGGAUCAGAGGAGGACCUUAGCGGCCCCCAUCCACUGCCAGACCCGGAGUGGACAGAGGAGAGGUUCCGGGUGGACCGUAAGAAGCUGGAAAUCAUGUUGUUAGCUGCCUCUGAAGGGCGAGUAAAUGGCGGUGAGGAUUUCUUUCAGAAGAUCAUGGAUGAGACCCAAACACAGAUAGCCUGGCCUUCCAAACUGAAAAUUGGAGCCAAGUCCAAGAAAGAUCCACACAUCAAAGUGUGCGGAAAAAGAGAUAAUGUGAGAGAAGCUAAAGACAGAAUCAUGUCUGUGCUUGACACAAAGAGCAACAGGGUGACUCUGAAGAUGGACGUUUCCCACACAGAGCACUCCCACGUCAUUGGCAAAGGUGGCAACAACAUCAAGAGGGUGAUGGAGGAGACAGGGUGCCACAUCCAUUUCCCUGACUCAAACAGGAACAACCAGGCAGAAAAAAGCAAUCAGGUUUCCAUUGCAGGACAGCCAGCAGGCGUGGAGGCAGCUCGUGUAAAAAUAAGGGAGCUGCUACCUCUCGUGCUGUCUUUCGAACUCCCCGCCAUCAUGCAGUCUGACCCAAGCUCUCCCACUGUGCAACACAUCUCACAGACAUACAACCUCACAGUUUCCUUCAAGCCCCCAACACGUCUCUACAGGGCCACCGGAGUUGUCCGUGGUUCACAGAAUAACGUCAGUGCUGUAAAGAGAGGUACUGCUCUGUUGCUGGAACACCUGGCUGGAAGUCUAGCGAGCACCAUCUCCAUCACCACCCACUUGGACAUUGCACCCCAACACCACCUUUUCAUGAAGGGACGCAACGGCAGCAACAUCAAACACAUAACCCAGAGAACGGGAGCCCAGAUCCACUUCCCCGACCCCAAUGGCCCCCAGAAAAAAUCCACAGUCUACAUUCAGGGCACCAUCGAAUCUGUUUGCCUAGCACGGCAGUAUCUUAUGGGCUGCUUGCCUUUAGUGUUAAUGUUUGACAUCAAAGAGGACAUUGAGGUGGAACCUCAGUGCAUUACAGCACUAAUAGAGCAACUGGAUGUCUUCAUCAGCAUAAAACCGAAGCCAAAGCAGCCCAGCAAGUCGGUCAUCGUGAAGAGUGUGGAAAGAAAUGCUGUCAACAUGUACGAAGCUCGGAAAUUCCUCUUGGGUCUUGAAAGCAAUGGGGUGUCCUCCUCUUCACCCUCCCUGGCACUGAAUCCCCCCAAUAAUGGUCCAUCGCCAUCCCUCAUUUGCCCUGUCGGCCUGGACAUCCUGACCUCAGCUGGCCUGGGGCUGAGUAAUCUGGGUUUCUUAGGUGCAACAGCACCCCAUUCCCUCCCCACAUCUCCUACUCCAAACACCGUUUUGAACAGUUUAAACUCAGCUCUGAGCCCGCUGCAGACACCCAACCCAAACACCCCCACUCCGCCCCCCUCUAUGUGGCCUAGCUCGCUCACCAGCACCCAAAGCUUCACGUCACAGCUAGUGCUGCACCCUGCAGCUCAGGCCACUCUAAGCAGCAUCCUAAUGUCAGGAGUGCAGAGUUACACACACAGCACACCAUCUCCUCCGCCGGGCCUAGCCCCUAUAGACAAGCAGCCAAACGGGGUCCCUGAAUGCGCUCUUAAUGGACAUGUCAAGCAUCCUUAUGGGAGAUUAGCGCCAGCAUCGCUCACAGAAACGGUUUUAAGUCCAGCGCCAUGCGACUCGGCCCAGGAGGCCAGCGGACACAACCCUUCAGAGCCACUGUCAAGCAAAUCCAACCCAGAUGAAGGCUCAGACACAUUUGUGGAAGUGGGCAUGCCGAGGAGCCCCUCUCACUCAGCCAAUGGCAGCGAACUGAAACAGAUGCUGGCUUCGUGCAAGACGUCAUCUGGGAAGCGACAGGCUGUCGAGCUCCUGCAGGGCACCAAGAACUCCCAUCUACAUUCUGACUGUCUCCUGUCGGACGCUGAGUCCAGCUCGUCGGACGGGCCUGUGGCAGAUAAGAGGGCGCCGGGGAGCGAGCGGGCAGCUGAACGGGCAGCACAGCAGAAUGAGAGGGAGAGGAUCAGACUGGCACCACAGACCUCUUUUGCCAACAUGCAGGCAUUUGACUAUGAACAAAAAAAGCUGUUGGCAACCAAAGCAAUGUUAAAGAAGCCUGUGGUGACAGAGGUACGAACCCCAACAAACACUUGGAGCGGUCUGGGCUUUUCCAAAUCCAUGCCAGCUGAGACCAUCAAGGAGCUGCGGAGGGCCAAUCACGUCUCAUAUAAACCCACCAUGAGCACCACUUAUGAGGGUUCUCCGCUGUCUUUGUCUCGAUCUGGCAGCAGAGAAGGCGUGGGGAGUGGCAGUGACUCAGAUAACUGGAGGGAAAGAAACGGGAACGGGCUGCCGAACCACACAGAGUUCCCCUCUGCUGUCAGCAGUCCGAAGAGAAAGCAAAACAAAUCUGUUGCAGAGCAUUACCUCAGCAGCAGCAACUACAUGGACUCGAUCUCCUCAGUAACUGGCAGCAACGGCUGCAACCUGAAUUCUUCCCUGAAAGGCUCAGACCUUCCUGAGCUCUUCAGCAAACUGGGUUUGGGGAAGUACACCGACAUCUUCCAGCAGCAGGAGAUCGAUCUCCAGACAUUCCUGACUCUCACAGACCAGGACCUGAAGGAACUAGGAAUCACUACAUUUGGUGCCCGCAGGAAAAUGCUACUUGCUAUUUCAGAACUAAACAAGAACCGCAGGAAGCUUUUCGAGCCACCCAUCAGGUCCUCCUUCUUGGAAGGGGGAGCUAGCGGCCGACUUUCCCGCCAGUUUCAUGCAGACAUGGCUAGUGUCAGCGGCCGAUGGUAGACGUCGCCCGGAAACCAUCCGUAAAGACGGUGUUUUUCAUUGGUGCACAAGUUCCUGCGGUUGUGUACUCCUACUUCAUUCUUGUAAACUUUUGCAUUAAUAUGCAAACAAAGUCUGUUUUUUUUUUUUAUUUUGUCUUUUUUAAGCCAUAGUUUUACCUGAAGUGCCAACUAAAAAUAAGGGAUUUUUUUCAGUGUUAACUCCUUACAGCAACUCUAUCUAAAGCAUUCCUAAAGGGAUGCUAACAGUAUGGUUCUAAAGAAGGGUACUGUCCAGUAUUUGUCUCCAAGUUUUUCAUAAAGGGAACAGGCAGAAUGAUUAGUAUAAUCCUUUUACCGAUUGAUACUACCUGCAUUCGUAUUAUGCGAUUGUAUCAGUGAUAUGCACUUUAUUACUAGAUUUUUGCCUGUCGGAGCCUUACUCUUUACAAUGAAGGAAUAUAAUCUAUAGUUUGUUUGUUUUUUUUCUAUAGAAUGAAAGCACAGAUGCAUUUUGUACCAAAAAAAUAAAUGCAAGGAAGCACUUAGCCAGUGAGAUUAAGACUCCUCCAAAUGAAGUAGGUCUCCACACCCAAGCAGUGACUCCGUCUGCUUUAAAGAACUAGUUUUGAUUCAUGAAGCAAGGUUCUGUUAAGAAUCUUUAAGCAGCUGAUAUAUGACAUUCAGAAGAUGAUUUACGAUCUUGGUUUACUAUAAAUCGAGAUGAUAGGUCUUGUAGCUGAAGCUUGUUACACCGUUAUCAUAUUUGCAUACGAUGGCUGAUUACGCUGAAGCCUAAUAGGAAAUGAAUGAUAGGAAAUGAAUGCUGAAGGCGGUGCGCCAUUUAUAAUCUUCCCACGUACUGAGAGCAGAAAAAAAAUGUAAGGCAUUUCAGGUUCGAGUAAACGCGUGAUAUAAAAGUAAAGCACUGUUAAAAUGAAUAAAGUUGCAUUUGCCUGAUCUGCGACGAUAAUCUUCCUUUUAUAUCAGUUACUCUAAAAAGAUGCCACAUGUUCCUUUAUCAGUACAUGUUUGACACUUGAUGAUUAUUGGUGGCUCCAUAACCACCCGAUGCAGACAUAGCGAUUGGUUUAAGUUUUCUAAAAUCAUUUUACUUCUGUUUGUUCUCAAUCACUUUCAGACCAGUUGUUAGCUUUAGCCCUCAACACCAACUGCUCACAACCUUGCUUCUUAAAUCCUGAACUAUCUCUUAAGCAAAAUAAACCAAAGAAAAUAACAGUGGCCUUUAACCUCUAGCUGUCCGUAGUGUGUCGGAAGGAAUCCUUUUUGUCUGUUUAUAUCAAGGCGAAGCUCUUUUGUAUUCUUUCAUUAUGAUUUAAUGUUAUUAUUACUAGUUUAGGCAAAUGAGUGGAAUGUUUGUUGUUAAUCAGUUUACAUAUGUAUUUUUAUAUUUUUGUGACGAGUUUUAUUGAUUUUAAUGUGUUUUUGCAUUUAUUGUAUCUUAUAAUUUUUUUUCUGCCCUUAAAUCUGUGGAGCCAUAAUAUGGCUGUGCCAUAACCCAGCAGCAGAGACAUGAGGCGGUCAAACUAAGCCUUAAAAGCCCUGAUUGUCUCAUAGUGCAUGUCUCAUCCAUUAUUUGUGAUGCCCUUUAAAUCUCUACUCGCUAUUACUUGUAUCCAGAAUUUGAGGUACUCUACUCAACACUUGCGUGCCAUUUUAUUUCACAACAGGGCAAAGCUGUGCAUUUGUAGCACUAAGUGCCUAUAUACGAAAGUUUUUUUUCAGCAAGGAGAAAUUUUAAUACUUAGGUAUGACUUUCCUUGUCCAGAUAGAACUUGUAUCAGACAAAAAAAAAACAAUGCAUUAGCAGCAAUGCUUGUCUAGUGUGAGACUUUCUGCAGACACAAAUAUGGAGAGAGAAAUAUCGCCAAAAGGUCUGAGAUUUAAGAGAAAAACAAAGAAAAAUUUGGAUUUUUCUACUAUCAGACGUUUAAUCUAAUAUCCAACAAACCUUGUUUAGCAGGCUUCAGUGAAGUAACAGGAUUCUAAAAGCAUUAAUGUUUAUAAUUGGAGCCUUUGCUUGUUCUGUAUUCGUCUUGGACAUUUCAGGCAUGUGUUUUCAAAAGGAGGAACAUAAUUUCCCAGCAGAUCAUUAACGGAUGAGUGAAAUAUUUUUUUCUUUUUUUUUAUGGUAUUCUUAAACCAUUUCUGAUUUAAUCUAGAAACUAUCUGCUAAUAUCCUGAGCGUUUCCAAGUGCAAUUAGGUGGCUCUUUGUAAAGUAAAUUUUUGUUCAUAUUUGCAGUGCAUUCAUUCUAAAAGGGAAGAAUGAGAAGAGCAUUGUUUGAACUAAGAGUGUAUAAAAUCCCUGAUUCAUAUUAUUUUUAUACAUUUCAUUUUAAAAAAAAAACCAAAAGCUAAAGGGAAUCACUUUUCAAAUCUGAUUUCAGUUGUUUUUCGUGUGGCUUUGCUGAAUAAUAUUCUGACAUGGGUGCUAAUGCAGACCAGGUACAUCAGUCUAUUUUAUUUCAAUUCUUUUUGAAGUCUUAAAAUAUGAAGAGUUUGGGAUCCUUUUUUUUCUGAGAGGAAACCAUGGUUUGUUUUACCUCCACACAUCAUGUUACUUAGAUCUGGAGUUCUUGAGCACCCCACCCCUCAGCAGUGCUGUGACGCGUGUUCCUGCUCUGGCAGACAUUUGUUUUCUCCCUUCUCAUACUUCAGAAGGACAGCAGGGUUUAGAAAAUGAUCCAUGUUUGGCCUUGCAGGUCAAAAAAAUAUUUAACAAGUUCAAAUUUACCACCACCUUGUUAAACCUUUGUCCUCAAUUCUAUUUUCUCGAUUAUGUCUUAGAGUUAUGCUAUUGUUCUUUGCAAGAUGGUGUAUUUGCAGGACCUUUAUACUGCAGUUGAAUGGUACAUUUAUAGUAAAUGUAAACCACUACACAAAUUAUGGUUUAAUGUUUUUGUUUUUUUUAUAUUCAGCUGUUAUUUUUUUUUAAUACAGGUACAAUUAUUUUCAAUGUUCCAGGAAUUAAACGGUGUGUGAAACAUUUCCAUAAGGCUAAAGUUCUGUUCACGUACCAUCUGUUGAUACUGAUGUUAUUCUAACUGUACGGUAGCACAUAUAUAUAUGCAGAAAACAUCUGGCAGAAAAAAAAAAGUUUGCUCAAAGAUUCAAA